AAGAGCACGAAACAAUUGACCACGAAAAGGAAAACUGCUAUUUCAAGCAACUGAAAAUACAAGCGAUUAUUAUAAAUAACCAUUAAGAGGCGUUUGCACUUGAGUUUCGUAAAUUUUGAGAGUAAGCAAUAUUUACAAUCACAAUGAAAUGUCAUUAUGAAGUAUUGGGAGUACAAAGAAAUGCUACUGAUGAUGAUAUAAAAAAAGCUUAUAGGAAAUUAGCAUUGAAAUGGCAUCCAGAUAAAAAUUUAGAUAAUCCAGAAGACGCUAAAGAACAAUUUCAAAUUGUUCAACAAGCUUGGGAAGUUUUAAGUGAUCCUCAUGAACGUACUUGGUAUGAUAAUCAUCGAGAAGCUAUCCUUAAGGGUGGUAUUGAUGAAAAUUAUAAGGACGAUUCCAUUGAUCUCUUCCAAUAUUUUUCAACUACUUGCUUCAAAGGCUAUGGAGAUGAUGAGAAAGGAUUUUAUACAGUAUAUCGCAGUGUAUUUGAAAAAUUAGCAGCUGAAGAUGCAGAAUUUGCGAAAGAAGAAGAUUCAGACGAAGAAGUUCCAGGAUUUGGAGAUUCACAGAGCUCAUAUGAAGAUGUUGUUCAUAAUUUUUAUGCUUAUUGGCAAAGUUAUAGCACAAAAAGAUCAUUUGCAUGGUUAGAUACUUAUGACAUAAGAGAUGCACCUAACAGAAAAGUUGUGAGGCUUAUUGAGAAAGAAAAUAAGAAAGUUCGAGAUAAAGCUAAAAAGGAAAGAAAUGAACAAGUAAGGAAUUUAGUUGCUUUCGUACGUAAACGCGAUAAAAGAGUGCAACUACACGUAACGAAACUGGCGGAACGUGCAAAAGAAAAUUUGAAGAAAUCAGAAGAAAGAAAAAGACAACAGGUAUUAGAGAGACAAAAACAGUUAAAAGAACACAAAAUGUCAGAUUGGUUGAAAUGUUCACACAUAGAAGCAGAGCUAAAAGUUAUUGAAGCCAAUCUUAGUAAAGAAUUUGGCGAUGAUUCAUCUUCAGAGGAUGAUACAGAUAAUGAAAAUACAUCGAAUGAUAAUGCUCUUUAUUGUGUAGCUUGUAACAAAAUAUUUAAGACACAGAAAGCAUUUUCAAAUCAUGAAAAUUCUAAAAAACACAAGGAAAAUAUUACUACAAUGAAAGCAUUUAUGAUGAAAGAAGACGAAGAAUUUGAAAGUUCCGAAGAUAUUGAUGUUAGCUCUCAAUCAUGUUCAGAAAAUGAUAAAAAAUUAGCGACAAAUUCACAGAUGCCUGAUUUCUUAUUAAAUCCCUCUCAAAGUAAUACAAAGGAUAAUAAUAUUGACAGACAGGAGACUUCAGAAGAAGAAUUAAUAUCAGAUGAUGAAGACACAGAUGAAUUUCAUAAGUCAAAACAAACGAAAUCUUAUCCAGUAGGAAUCAAACCUGCUACAGGACCUCAAAUGGAUGAUGCUUUUUACAUACCACCGAAAAAUAAUGAAGAUAAUCAUGAAUAUUUAACAUCUGAAAGUGAGCUUAUUUCUGAUCAAGAAAAUGAAGAAAUUAUGCAGUCUAAGAAAGAAAAGAAGAAGAAACGAAAGAAAAAUGUUCAAAAUCCAAUAGCAGACCAAGUUGAGGAUGACGACUCAAAAGUAAAUGAAGAUAUUUUACUGUCAAAGAAACAACGUAAAAAGCAGCACCAAAAACAAACAAUGCUUGGUAAAUUUGAAAAGGUUUCUGAUAAAACAUUUGAUGACAAAUCAGAGGAGUGUGAAGGAGAGAUGGGCAAAGAAAUAACUGGGACUGAAGAUAAUUUAGAAACGAAUAAUGUAGUUAGUGAAAAUUCUAAGAUUAAUAAAUCUAAGAAUUCAAGAAAAAAAACAGAAAAGGAUGGUGAAAGCAAAAACAGAAAAGGAUCACAAACUAUUGAAGUUUCAGAUUUGGCACAUUGUUGUGUCACGUGUAAAGCUGAAUUUCCUAGUAAAAACAAAUUAUUUGAACAUUUAAAAAAAACAGGACACUCUGUAUAUAUACCGAAUCAAGUGAAAAAUAAGAAAAAUCAAGAGAAAACUAGUAACAGGAAGGGAAUAGACAAAAGAAGUCAUUGAUAUUUAAAUAAUUGAAU
This is a messenger RNA of Ceratina calcarata, 2083 nucleotides long. Its product is annotated as dnaJ homolog subfamily C member 21. Lineage: Eukaryota; Metazoa; Arthropoda; Insecta; Hymenoptera; Apidae. Gene Ontology annotation, cellular component: cytoplasm. The transcript is spliced from 2 exons. The record is from RefSeq and is a predicted model, not a curated record. Bases 144 to 2066 code for a protein of 640 amino acids. Gene Ontology annotation, molecular function: zinc ion binding; nucleic acid binding.